AUGUCUUCACGCUGGUUUGCCCCGCUGUUAAUUGCUGCGGCCGUUCUGGGCUGGCUGAUGGCCACGCUGUUUGGCGAUGUCGGCUGGUUGCAGACCACCACAGCGAUCCUGCAGAACAGCUUCCUCGCGGCAUUACGCAUGAUCAUCGUGCCAUUAAUCUUUUUCUCUCUGCUGACAGGGGUACUGCAGCUGCGUGGUACUCGAUCAAUGGGCCGACUUGGCGGCGUCACUGUGUUGUAUUACAGCGCAACCUCCGCCAUCGCCAUCGGCAUCGGCCUGACCGUGGUAUUUUUCAUCCACCCCUGGACCGCCUACCCGCCCCUGGCCGAUUUACCGGAAAUGACCAGCGGCUUAAUCGCUCAGGACCAGGGCGGCGCUAUGGCGCUGAUCGGCAACCUGCUGCAAUCCAUGCUGGUCAAUCCGUUUACGGCUCUGGCAGAAAUCAACAUUUUAGGUGUGCUGACGACCGCGCUCAUUUUUGGCCUCGCGGCAGCGUUUACGCUGCCCGAAGAUUCACAUUGGCCGAAGAUGCUGGAUGAGAUGACAAAAGUUGUCUACACCUGCGCCCGCUGGGUAUUAACCACCCUGCCGAUCGGUAUGUUUGCCAUCACCUUCCAGUUGACCGGCAGGAUUGAUCUGGCAACACUGACAUCACUGGGUCAGUUUGCGCUGGUGGUGUUUGGCGCUACCGCUCUGCAUGGGCUGGUGAUCCUGCCAACCAUUGCCUGGGUGUUUGGCAAUGUUUCCCCUAUCAGGCUGGCCAAAGCGUUGGCGCAACCCAUGCUUACCGCGUUUAUCACCUCCUCCAGCGCCGCCACCCUGCCUCUGUCCAUGACCACUGCAGAGGAAAAACUCGGCGUCGAGCGCAGCAAGGCUGCCUUUGUAUUGCCUCUGGGCGCCACCAUCAACAUGGAUGGCACCGCGCUGUUUGAAGGCAUCGCGGUGAUUUUCCUGGCCUAUAUGUUCAGCGUACCCAUCGACGCAGGCAGCGUUGUGAUGGUGUUUCUGAUCACCAUGCUGGCCUCUGCCGGUGCGCCAGGCAUACCGUCGGGGUCCAUGGCAGGUCUGCAGGUUGUACUGCUGGCGGUUGGCAUUCCCCUGGAGGCGAUCGGUUUGCUGUUACUGAUUGAACGACCGCUGGACACCUUCCGCACCGCCGUGAAUGUUGAAGGCGAUCUGAUUGGGGACAUGACCGAAUUCUGCAUCGUAGAUAAAUCCAAUCACAUAAUGACCGUGCGCUUGAAUCGACCUGAUCGACUGAAUGCACUGCAUCCACCAGCCAACGCUGAACUCGGCGAAGUAUUUGAUGAUUUUGCUGCGGAUAGUGACAUGUGGGUGGCGAUCAUCACUGGCGAGGGCCGCGGUUUCAGCGCGGGUAACGACUUACGCUACCAGGCGGAAGGCGGUGAACGCGUGCCCAUGCCGCGCGGUUUUGGCGGCUUAACUUCUCGAUUUGAUCUGAGCAAACCGGUCAUCGCCGCAGUUAACGGUGUCGCCAUGGGCGGCGGAUUCGAAAUUGCGCUGGCAUGUGACCUGAUCAUUGCUUCGGACAAAGCCCGUUUUGCGCUGCCUGAGCCCAAAGUUGGCCUCGCUGCACUGGCCGGCGGCCUGAAUCGACUGCCUCGACAGAUAGGACCAAAACGUGCCCUGGGCAUGAUUCUGACCGGUCGCCACGUUGCCGCAGAAGAAGGCGAAAAACUGGGUUUCGUGAAUGAAGUUGUGCCUCAUGAUGAGCUCAUGUCGGCUGCGCUACGCUGGGCGAAUAUGAUUACGGAGUGUGCACCGCUGUCGAUCCGGGCAAGCAAAGAUGUGGUUUAUCGAAGUCUCGACAACCCUUCUUUAGAGGCAUCCAUGAAGGCUAAGUAUGAUUCGGUACAGAGCAUGGUCACCAGUGAAGAUUUCAUCGAGGGAAUUAACCACCAAUGCCUGAGCGGCAACAAUGGCAUCGGCGACUACGGCAACCGCGAGACAGAUAUCGUUGAGCGUUUCCGUUUCGCCGCGCUUGGACAUUUCAGUCACAAUUUCGGUCUGCGGAACGGUCACGUGCAACAGGUCACACAUAAGGAUCUGAUUGCUGCCGCCCUUGCAGAAGUAGACACCCUCGACAUUGACGAUGCUGUUGCCCUGCUCGAUCAGGAAGACAUCGUAUUUGUAGAUAUCCGCGACCCGCGCGAACUGGAACGCGAAGGUAAGGUGCCCGGCGCGGUGCAUGCGCCUCGCGGUAUGCUGGAAUUCUGGGUGGACCCCACCUCACCGUAUUACAAAGAGGUUUUCGGCUCGGAUGCUAAGUUUGUGUUCUAUUGCCAGAGCGGCUGGCGUUCUGCUCUGGCCACCAAGGCUGUUCAGGAUAUGGGGCUCGAAAACGUCACCCAUAUCGGUGAAGGCUUUCGCGGCUGGAAAGAUGCUGGCGCCCCAACCGAAGAUGUCACGCCUCGCGGCUGA
Symbiodinium pilosum is the source of this 2442-nucleotide messenger RNA. The record is from the annotation of a GenBank genome assembly. NCBI's taxonomy places the organism in Eukaryota, Dinophyceae, Suessiales, Symbiodiniaceae.